Molecule: messenger RNA, 1226 nt
Organism: [Candida] anglica
Lineage: Eukaryota; Fungi; Ascomycota; Pichiomycetes; Serinales; Debaryomycetaceae
Source: the annotation of a GenBank genome assembly
GCGGGAUUUACAACACAGUUGAUUUUUUUGUUGAAUCUUUUAAAUUUUUUUUUAAAUUACUUCUCUUCUACUCCAUACAGCCAUGUCUACGGAACCAGAAAAGGUCGCUGCCCAGCCAGAAGCUGCUGCCCCUGCCACCACCACCACCUCAAUUUCCGAGGAAGAGCUUCUUGCCUCUUACCCGCAAAUCAAUGAGCCAAACGGUCAAACCGGAUACACUUGUAAUCUCACCGAUGACCAACAAGUCAAGCUCAAGCAAUUCCGUGAGGAACUUACUGCCGCCGGAUUCACCGAUCGUCUUGAUGACGCCUCUCUUUUGAGAUUCCUUCGUGCCAGAAAGUUCGACGUGGCCAAAGCAAAGGAAAUGUUUGAAGAUUGUGAAAAGUGGCGUAAGGACUUUGGUACCAACACCGUCUUGACCGACUUCCACUACACCGAAAAGCCAUUGGUUGCCAAGUUGUACCCUCAAUACUACCACAAGACCGACAAGGACGGUCGUCCCGUGUACUUUGAAGAGUUGGGUCGUGUCAACUUGACAGAAAUGUUGAAGAUGACCACUCAAGACCGUAUGUUGAAGAACUUGGUCUGGGAAUACGAACUGUUCACCAAAUUCCGUCUUCCAGCUUGUUCCCGUCAACGUGGUUCUCUUGUCGAAACCUCUUGUACCAUCAUGGAUCUUAAGGGGAUUUCCAUCUCUACUGUCUCUCAAGUCAUUGCCUACGUCCGUGAGGCUUCCACCAUUGGUCAAAACUACUACCCGGAACGUAUGGGUAAGUUCUACUGUAUCAAUGCUCCUUUCGGGUUCUCCACCGCAUUCCGUUUGUUCAAGCCAUUUUUAGACCCGGUCACCGUUUCUAAAAUCCACAUCUUGGGUUCUCUGUACAAGAAGGAAUUGCUCAAGCAAAUUCCAGCUGAAAACUUACCUGUCAAGUUUGGAGGUUCUUCCGAUGUCACUGACGAUGAAUUGUACUUGAACGAUGAUGGUCCUUGGAGAGAUCCUAAGUUCAUUGGACCUGAAGGAGAAGCUCCACGUGCUUUCAGCACCAAGUAGAGGUCUAUAUUGAGACCAAGAAUGAGCACAAGUACGAGAGAGAGAAAGUUACAAAAUGGAAAACGUCAUACGCUAGAGGUGUGUGUUUUAACGUCUGACUAUUUGAAUCGAAGUUAUUGUUGUUGUGGGUUAGAUAUAUGUAUACAUUUAUAAACAGAUAAUACCAAUCAGGAGA